This is a messenger RNA of Drosophila montana, 1067 nucleotides long. Its product is annotated as sodium/potassium-transporting ATPase subunit beta-1. The coding region runs from base 92 to 916 and encodes 274 amino acids. The record is from RefSeq and is a predicted model, not a curated record. Gene Ontology annotation, biological process: potassium ion import across plasma membrane; sodium ion export across plasma membrane; intracellular potassium ion homeostasis. Lineage: Eukaryota; Metazoa; Arthropoda; Insecta; Diptera; Drosophilidae. The transcript has a single exon. Gene Ontology annotation, molecular function: ATPase activator activity. Gene Ontology annotation, cellular component: sodium:potassium-exchanging ATPase complex.
CUAAGAAAACACACACAAAAACAAAACACAAGCACAUUUUACGUAGUUCUUAUUAACACAAAAGUUUCUAUAUAUCUUUUUAAAAUUCAUUAUGCCUGAAGACUUUGUAGUUCCCGCUGGCCGUUACACUGUUAAGAAACGAUUUCGACACCAGGAACACAAGCGAAAAAACAAAGACUUGCCAUGGUCUAAGAAAAUAUUGGAUUUGGAUCACCAUAAACUGUUUGGACGUACCGCUUGGGGCUGGACAAGAAUUGUUUCAUUCUAUCUGUUGCUAUAUUUUCUAAUCUUAUUGAUCUUGGGUCUUUUGAUGCUACUGUUCAAGCUAGUAAUUUUGAAAGAUGAUGCACCACGAUGGCUUAAGGAGGCACCCGGCAUUUCGACAGUGCCCAAUUCCAGCUAUAUAAAGAUACAUUCAAGCAUGCCAAAGGAAAUAUAUAAAAUUACUGACCGAAUAGAUAAAUUUAUAGAGAAAUUGGAUGGAUCUGCUGAGAAGAAAUUCGCCGAUUACAACAAAGACCAAGUUUGGGGAUAUUCUACCAAAACGCCAUGCGUUUUUAUAAAGAUUAAUAAAAUAAUUGGAUAUACGCCGGUUACCUAUGAUUCGGUCAGUGAUCUACCGGACAAUAAUCAGCUGAAAAAUACAGUGCUCAAUUUUCCUGGCGCCAAGAGAAUCUGGUUGACAUGCGACGCUUCACAAACGAAUGUCCAAUUUAAUUAUAUACCUGGUCCGUAUUUUGACACAUCAACCAGUUUGAUGGGGAUCAAACGUGUUGUCGCAAUGCAGAUGACCCGUGUACCGCUUAAUAAAGAGAUAUAUAUUAAAUGCAAAAUUUGGGCGAAAAACAUUGAAAUUGACAUGAAAUACAAUGGCUGGGGUAAUGUACAAUUUUCCUUGAUCGUGUACGCGUCAUAGGGAGCGAAACUCUUCAGGAUUUCGCGACCAUCUGAAUGUAUUUACAUAUAUGCAGCAAAAGACAUUUGGCCGUUCCACUCAAAUUUGAAUUUCAAAUGUAUAUCAAAUUGUAUAUAAAUAAUAUAUUAAAUAAUCUCAUGCCGAGAAUGUA